UAUCUACAGCUGUGCUGCAAUAUUCGCGUCUGUCGCUAUUUCAAGUGACAAGAUAAGGUUCUCCGCAGCACCUCAAAUAUCGGCUGCCGAAUGGUGUUGACGCAAGCUCGUGUGCACGCUCGUUAAACGUUAUAUCUCGUAUGCUUUAUCCUGGCUAAUGGAAUAAACAAAGAAAAGGAUCGCACAAUGGCACAAACGUAUGAAAUUGAUGAAGCUGGGUCGGUCGACGAUGUGCCCUCUAUCAAGCACGAAAUCGAGUGCGCCAAGCUUUAUUUACAAACAUUUUGUCCCGAGGCCGGUAAUAACUUAUACGAUCAUAUCAGUGAAAUAUUGAGCAAAAUACUUUUGGAGAGACCAAAAAAUGCCUUUACUUUGUUCGAAGAGUAUAGUAAAAAAUUGCGAAACGAUAAAUUCAAAGCCUUAGACAGUAAUCAGUUAUGCGACAUGUACGUGCCGCCUCCUCCGUAUAAGAAUGCCAGGAUACUUCUUAAACUUUUUAAAGUUAAUUUACCAGCCACUAAAUCAGUCCAUAGUUCAGAAGAAGGCAUUGAAUCUAUCCACGAGGAGAAAAUUGAAAUACCAAAUAUGUUCGAUUUAUUGUAUUUUUUUGAACAAGCCGAUGUUGGCUUAACUCGAGUAGAGAUUGUAAUUUUGAAUUUAAGCAUUCGAAAGAUAGUUGCUGAACAAAGACUUAAGAACAUACGAUUUUGGGGAAAGAUUUUAGGGAGGACAAAUAAUUAUUAUAUAUUAGAGGCUACUUUAACCGAAGAGGAAUUGGAAGAGAGACUAGAGAAAUUGAAAGAUAAACAGGAAUAUUUAAAAGUGGAAAGUGAAAGUAUGAAUACGAAGGAAAUUGAAGAAACUGAAGAUAUAGAGCUAAAAGCCUUAGAAUCGGUAAUGCCAACGAAAUUAUCAUAUGAAGAAGGAGAAGCUGUAGAAGGUGAGAGCCUUCAACUUGUGUUUCCAUCAGUUCCAAUAAAUACAUGGAAAUCAUUACCAGAAGUAACUGAAGAAAAGUUAGGAACUGGAGCAAAUGCCAAAAUUUACUAUGUUUGCAACUCACCAGGAAUUGAUAAUUGGAUCGAGCUUCCUUCAGUAACCCCACAACAAAUUGUUGUUGCACGACAAACUAUCUACAUAUUUACAGGAAAUUUAGAAAGUGAAAUUCAUACAUUUCCGCCAUUUCCCGGAAAUGAGAAGAAUUAUCUACGCGCCCAGAUUGCACGCAUUGGCGCAGCCACACAUGUUUCACCAAUUGGUUAUUUUGAAUUCGAUAAUGGUAUUGAGAGGGAUGAUAAUGAAGAAGAAGAAGAUGAUGAUGAUGAAGAAAUUGAUGAAAAUGAGAGAGGCCAAAAUAAACCAAAAGAGAAAACUGGAAUCGUGAAGAAUCAGAAUUAUAAACCGUUACCUCUGGAGGAUCUAAUUGAUCCGUCAAUGUCGAACUGGUGUCACCAUAGUCCUUACAUACUGAAGCAGGGGCGUGUAAUAUGGCAAGAUCCAAUGAAAAUUAAUAGUGAUGACGAGAAUGAGAAGGACUACGAGUGCGAUGAUGAGGAGGUCGAGGGAGAAGAGACGUGGAGCGACGGAGAAGAGGAAAAGAGCGAAGAAAGUGAAUUAGCAAAGGAAGUCGGGCCACCUUUGUUAACUCCACUAUCCCAGGAUCUUGCUACAAAAUUUGCAACUCCUUGGACGGCUCGUCAGUCUUCGAAAAUACAACCGGACACGGCAGUAGCUCUCGUUAGGUGUAAUGUUUGGCCGGGCGCAUACGCGGCUGCUAUCGGCAAAAAAUUUGCCAAUUUAUAUAUCGGAUGGGGUUAUAAACACAAUGCAUACAAUUACAAUCCACCAGCUAUGCCGGAAAUUCAAGAUCAAUAUGUAAUUGACUCCGAACUUGUGGAAAUUCAGGAUCCGAGCUUUGAAGAGGAGGAAGCUUAUCGCAUCGCCCAUUUGCUCCCCACUCUCGAAGCUGAUGAUGAAGAGGGAGAAGAAUCUGCAGAAGUUGACUGCAUUGAGAACGAUGAUGGUUAA
Molecule: messenger RNA, 2028 nt
Organism: Ceratosolen solmsi marchali
Lineage: Eukaryota; Metazoa; Arthropoda; Insecta; Hymenoptera; Agaonidae
Gene: Rsph4a
Product: Radial spoke head protein 4a
Exons: 11
Coding region: 187-2028 (613 amino acids)
Biological process (GO): axoneme assembly; cilium movement involved in cell motility; cilium assembly
Cellular component (GO): axoneme; radial spoke
Source: RefSeq, a predicted model, not a curated record